AUGUACAUGCCACUUAUGCAGGAUCAGGGCAAAGUGGAUCACUUGGCGCAGCUUGGCCCGGUCCUGUAUGCGUGUGCCGCUCAUGUAACCGAGGGAUCCUUUGAGAAGACUGACAUUGGUCUUAGUCAGAUUAAAAGGCUCACCUCCAUAGUCGAUGGGCCGCUGCAGCGUCUGUCCCUGAUCAUUGCUGACAGCCUAGCCCGUCGUCUUCUCUGCCCUAUCCAGGGCUUUGCUGGUGCCCUCAUUCAUCCAUCCGACUACUUCGAGCAGUCAGUCCUUCAGACUGCUCGCUGCAACCUCGCCAUCCUCAGCCCCUACAUCAGUUCUGGAUUUGUCACCAUUAACCGGGCCAUCCUUGAAUCAAUGGAGGUUGAAAAGGUUGUCCGCAUUAUCGACCUCUCCUGCUCAACCGCCCACCCACGGCAGUGGCUCAAGCUCCUUCAUGACUUCCAUCGGCGACAAGGUGGGCCACCUGAAGUACGCCUCACCGUUGUUCAUGAUGACAAUGAUUACCUGGCCAACAUGCGGACGCUGCUAUCUAACGAAGCUGACAAGCUCAAAAUUCCAUUCCAGUUUAGUUCUGUGAUUGGCAGACUAGAGACCUUGGACUUCAGUAAUCUUCGCAAUACCCUAGACAUAAAGUACGGUGAGGCAAUUGCCAUCAGCUGCUCUCUACAGAUGCAUCGCCUACUCGUGGUUGAUGACAAAGUGAGCUGUUCUGGUAUUGGUCAGCUCCAGAAAAUGGCAAACAUCGCUCAACUUAAGCAGAUGGCCAGCUCAGUGUACAGCCCAGCUUCCACACUGAGCUAUCCACCAACACCAUCUCCUCAGUGUCAGACGCCGAAUUUGCUGGAUAGCUUCCUCAAUGCUGUCCGUGUGCUCAAACCAAACAUCAUGUUGGUGAUGGAGCAAGAUGCAAACCACAAUGCCUUGCUGUUCUGUGACCGGUUUGUGGAGGCACUUAACUAUUAUGCUGCCCUUUUUGACUGCCUCAAUGCACUGGUUGCAGCCAACCCGCGGAGGGCCGAUGAGCGGGCACGGGUAGAAAGAAUGGUCCUGGGGGAAGAGAUAAAGAACAUACUUGUGUGUGAAGGAGUCCAUCGGCAUGAGCGACAUGAAAGGCUGAGCCAGUGGGCAAUUCACAUGGAUAGGUCUGGGUUUGACCAUGUGCCACUCAGCUUCCGUGCCAUUUGGGAGGGUAAACAGAAGCUCAUGAGCUUCGGAUUAAAUGGAUGUCAGAGCAAGGUAGAAAGUGAUUGCCUUCUGCUGUGCUGGGGUUCCAGGCAUCUCUACUCUAUAUCGGCAUGGAGGCCACAUAAAGGCUCAGCUUCUGGGAGCAGAGAGCAUAUGCUAGUGCAGCCACAGCGCCGAAUAAUAUGA
Molecule: messenger RNA, 1380 nt
Organism: Panicum hallii
Lineage: Eukaryota; Viridiplantae; Streptophyta; Magnoliopsida; Poales; Poaceae
Product: scarecrow-like protein 3
Exons: 2
Coding region: 1-1380 (459 amino acids)
Biological process (GO): regulation of DNA-templated transcription
Cellular component (GO): nucleus
Molecular function (GO): sequence-specific DNA binding; DNA-binding transcription factor activity
Source: RefSeq, a predicted model, not a curated record